Messenger RNA from Caenorhabditis auriculariae, 2597 nucleotides. The record is from the annotation of a GenBank genome assembly. NCBI's taxonomy places the organism in Eukaryota, Metazoa, Nematoda, Chromadorea, Rhabditida, Rhabditidae.
AUGGAGAUCCUCACCCAAAUAUUGAGUCCUCAUAUUGCUUCGAAAACAACAGAACGGGGUAGCCGUGAACCUAAACGCGAAGAGUAAGUGACUGUUUCAUAGUGCGUUUCACUCGUUUUGUGUCCUUUUCAGAGCUUCCCCAGCUAUUGUUUUCCCAGACGAUGACGCGCGUUUCUUGUUGGAUGACAAAGAUUUGGCACCUUUGCCUUCUCCAAUCAUCACCAUAAGACCCAAAAAGGUAUGGACUGCUUUUUUUAUUGCAAUAAUUUGCAGGUUUUUCAUAGAUGAAAUCAAAAACUUUUUUUAUUUUUUUUCAUGGAAUUUCUGAUAUUGCGCAUGGGUAUGUUAAAACUUGUAGUCCAAAAGAAAAUAAAUUUACUUAAACUUUAUAGCUUUUUUUGGAUAUUCAAAAAGCUUUUUUUCACAUAUAAUAUUUACUUUCUGAAACUGUAAUAAAUAGCUUUUUUUUAGUCGAUGAUAUGAUAAAAAAAAAUUAAAAUUGCCACAAAAUCCAAAAUUUCCUUAUCAAUUUUCAGGGAAAGCGGAACCUUUUCGCUGAGUUCUGCAAACCUGGCGCAGCUUCAGGGAUCGUGGACAAUGUCGCAGCAGAAGUUGUCGUCCAAACUGAAGAACCUCCAAAAAAACCGGAAAAAGGUAGAAAAUGUCGGGCAUUCUGGAACUGUAGUUUGUUCAUGAAAAGUUUACUAAUAUUUCAGAAACUUCAAGUUUUAAUGCAUUUUUUUUGUGCUGGAAUAAACCGGGCUUGUAGAGUGCAAAUUCAAAAUUUUUAGCAAGAAACUAUGAGUAGACUUUAACUGCAAAUGAAGCAAAAACGAUAAGUUAUUGGGAGCCUGACCUUCCAGGCAGGACUGUGAGGUCAAAAAUGGCAUGCCAUCGAGACCAACAAGCCAGAGGCAAACAAAUGACUCGCACAUCUUUCUCACAAUUUUUAGCCUUUUCUCUCUUUUCCCUCUCUUAAAUUUUUGUAUCUUUUAAUUUAGAUUUUUUCGCAAUUCAAAUUCCUUAGUCAAAAUCAAAUAUUCAGGAAAUAAGUUACAGUGGCAAUGAAUGAUGAAGGAGAUAAACGGGAGGGUUUUGCAGAAUCUAGCCGUAUGGAAAACUCUCUGCUGCUCACAACCAAACGCUUCAUUAAUUUGAAAAACCACAAUCAGGUUCAGUUUUUAUUUACCUAAAAAGGUUUAAAAAAAAUUUAGCAAGUGAAUUUGAAUGAAGCCGCUGUGAUGCUAGGAGUUCCGAAACGACGGAUUUAUGACAUUACAAAUGUCUUGGAAGGAAUCGAAUACGUUGAGAAGAUCGGCAAAAACAGCAUCAUCUUCAAGUUUGUUUUUAGCGACUUUUUGCAAUUUUUGAUGGAUAAAACAGUGCAUUUGAAAAUGAGUAAUGGUUCAGGGAUUGUUUCAUUUCCUUUGUUUAUUUUCUCAGAGUUUCUUAAUCAAAAGAUACACCAUCACUCUGAAACUUUGAGUUCAAUAUUCAACAAAAAUAAUUGUUCAGUAUAUUAUUAACGGCAUAGAAACGUUUUGACAAGUUAUCUGGUUUGAUUAGAGUAUCAUUUUUAAAACUAAUAUAUUUCUAACGUGAAUCAUUACAGAGAAGAAAAUGUACCAAAGCAACUCAAGUGGAGUGAAAACGUGCUGGCGAAGCUUGCCGAUCAGGAAAGCAAUUUGGACACCUUGAUAAAAGAAGUCGCUGAUCUGCAAAAAAACUUCCUUGAAGAUCCCCGCAACAUUCCAUACAAGUAAGCCGUUUUCACAUUCAAAACUUCAUUUCAAACACAGUUACGUACGUCGAAAAGAUCUGAAAGUUAUGGAUCCUUUUGAUUCCAAAAUCACAAUUGCGAUCAGAGCUCCGAGCGAAUCUUCUACUCAAGUUGAGGUGCGUAAAUGUCAGUUGUUUCUUCAAAAUGAAUUCAUUAUUCCAGGUGUCAGACAACGUUCCCGCUGGAAGAUACCAACUGGUACUCCGAAAUAUUGAGAAAGUUCCGAUGGACGCUUUCAUUUGCACGAUUCCGGAAGCGAAAAUUCCUACGCCAAAGAAACCUUCUGUCAAAAAGAGUACGAGAAAGGUCAAGAAAGAAAUCAAGAAAGAAAUCAAGAAAGAAAUCAAGAAAGAGGUUCCCGAUGAUGAUGGUUAGUUGAAAUUUCGCAAGAUGGGAUAAUAAAUGUUUAUUAUAAAGAUGCUGUUUUCGUGCGACCGAAAGGACCGGUUUCGCGAGUUCAAGCAAUCGAAACUCCAAGUCGUCUUUCUCCUCGACCGUUUUUGAGCCCUCUUCGUGUAAGUUUUUUUCUAACAACACUUUUCCAUUUAUUUUGACUACUUCUUAACAAAAUUUAGAUUAACUAAAAUUCUCGAAAGAACUGGAAAUGUUGGAUUUUCCUAUCAUUGAUCCUCAGAGAGUUUUUAAAAAGAUAAAAAGCUGAUGAUUUCAGAGGAUGGUGGAUCCGAGUGCUCUGAACAGCUCUACAAGAUCUGAUGACUUGAUACCUCUCGUGACGCCAGUCUACAAGUUUUUCUACGAGGAACCUACCAGUGUCCUGGAUUUAUUCUGUUCUGAAGAUGGACAAGUGCUGUUGUAA